AUGGGCGCCUCGGCCUCCACGCCGCGUCGACCCUAUCGUUCCUUCGACGCCAGCGAGUUUACCGUCGCGUGGCUCACGUUUAAGGGAGAUGCCGUUGAAGACAAGGAGCAGCACUAUGUGGCUAAAAAGGAGGGCCUCGUGUCGUCAAAGUUACUGCGCGGACUCUUUGGAGAUAUUACAAUGCAGUGCUUCGAAGAUGUUAUGGGAGACACGAUUUCGAAGGAGUCGUUCGUCUGCAUCUUGGCUCUAUUCUACGAGGGCAACACGGAAGACCGUAUCAGCUACAUUUUCACCAUGUACAACAUUGUCAGUACUGGAGAGAAUAAUGGCGAAGGCUUUGUUGUGGAAAAAGACUAUCUGUACUUGCUCGAUUACCUGGAAGGGUACGCGGUGCUACCCAAGCAGCUCUACGCUGUGUUUGAAGAGUGUAACAUCCCGAUGGCAGGAAAGCUGUCGUGUUCGCAGUUUGUGACGUGGGCGCGCCAAUAUGCAGACGUUGUGGAGUUUCUUGCAGUUCAUCUCCCACCAUCCACGUCCACAGCAAAUCCACCAGCAUCUGCUCGCAGCACCGAAGAGUCGAUGUCAAACUCGGACCACUCGAUCGGCAGCCCAUCAUGCCGAGAGGAGCCGAACAAGAACGUGCUCAAUAGUUCAUUUGACUUUGUCGGUGGUGGAGACAGCGGUGACGAAGACUCGGACGGACUCGACGACUCUGACCACCUCACAGAGAUGGAGAUGUCUCAGAGCUCAUUCCACGAUAGCACCUCUUUGAUGAACAGCAAUGACGAGCUUACAAGCAUUCUGAAAGAGACUGGUGCCGUGGUUCAGGAUGGCAACGGUACACGCGCGAGUGAUGCAAGUAGUCCAGAACAACAACGCAUGGAUGCGACGUCGUUGCCUGCUCAGGAUUCCGCUCACCCGCCUGUAGAGUCUGCUACACAGUCAAGGCGAGGUCGGCGUCGCCCCGGCAUCCCACGCUCGCAUGGCGUCCAGAAGAUGGGGAGGUACAUGGGCAAAGCCGUUGGUGGUGGCAUAUCCAAAGUUGGCCACGUCGGCCGCAGUAUCUUACAUGUCGGCAAGUCGCAGGGCGCUAAUCAACAGCAGGGCUGUGACCAGCCAAACGAUGAGUCAGCAACGACUGUACCCACUGGCCAUUCGUUCUCGUCCGAGUCUCAAAGCACGAACAAGUACGUGUGUGGCUACCUGCACAAGAUCAGUGACAGCAAGUGGGGCAAGAAGAGGUCUUGGCACCGAAGAUGGUUCGUGCUCGAUCGGCGACGCAGAGUGCUCUCAUACUACCGACACAAUCCUGCCAACCAUAUGCCAUUGUCAGUGUCCCAUGGCAACAUCGUGCGCAUGUCGGACGCGGCAGUUGCCUCAAGUGACCAAACUUCGGAGACGACACGGCAGUCAUCUACCGGGUCAACAACCGCUUCGCUCGCUCCAAGCAGUAGAACCGACGAUGAUGAUGAUACGAAUCAGGACAACUCGAAGGCGUUGGGCGGAUCGACUGCAAGAGAAGCAGAGCCGCCCAGCCGAAACCCCGACACGAUUCUGAAGGAGCAAGAGGUCAACUCGGGGAACCAGCAAGCACAGGACCGGAUCCAGGAGCAGCCAUCGCCCCAGUCACAAAACAUGCUGUAUAUGGACGAGACGCAUCCAUGGUAUCGUGGUGCCUUGGACUUGAACGCCGAGAGCGUGUCACUGCUCUUUGAAAAGACAAUGGCUCGCAACGCACCGACACGCUAUUUCUUUCAGGUGUCAACACUGUCGUUGCACGAUAUCGACACGAAACGCGGUGUCCAGUACAAGCUAUGCGCCGACACAGAGUCCGACUUUGAUAUCUGGACAUCUGCGAUCGCUGAGGCCGUCAAUGGGAAGGACACUGCAGUGGACAAAGCUAGCGAAGAUGCACCGUUGCUCUCGCACCAGCAGCUGUACCGGCAGCGUCUCCUUCUGAAGCAAAUGGAAACCGAUGCGGUGCAAACUCGUGACUGCGAAGCUGAUCUGGAUGAAGCGGGUGAUACGGCUUGCGCCUCGCCACUUGCAGUGUGCACAGAGCUUCUGCUCAACGGUCAUGACUCAGCGGAUCGACCAGGUCCUCGCGCGCAAGAGACUGCUGCGUCCUCGCCGCUUCUCAAGCGGAAGGUGCCGCCUCGCAUCGUCACGCAGUUUCCUGCUGAGCUCGAGCACAGCGUGCGCAACGCUUCGUGCUGGCACUUGCACCUGCACGUGGAUGGCACCAAGCAGUGCCUCAUCGUGGGCUUCAUGCUGAACAUUGUGGCAAUCCGCUGUCUCGCGAGCGAGCACGUGCUGUGGAAAGUGGCGGUCUGCAUUGCGGUCACAGGCGUCUUCGUGCUCAGCGUGUACAAUCCACGGCCACUGCUUCAUCGUCCGCGCCAUGGCAGUAUGCGGACCAGUGGGCAGUCAACCAGUAGUCCCGAUCAGGCGCUCCUUGAUACGGACGUCGCACAGUGCAGUGAUCCGGUGCACUGCUGCAUCCACAAAGCGAAUCGUGCAGCCGGUGCAGCUCAACAAGACGGCGAUGGCGGCUGCGUAAGUAGAUCCGACAAUGAGGUGCACCACCAUCGGCGUUCCAGUCGCACGGGCAGUCGAGGAGGUCCGGCAAAGCUUGCAAUGGGCAGUACGCUGUCUCAAUGCGAGACGCAGCAAGCACAGGUCGAGCACUCGUGCACGGCAGCCAGAGCUGAGACCUUUGCCGUACGGAGCGCCAACUAUAAGAAGUCGCGCAAGAAAGAGCCUUCAAAGCCAGCGCUGUUUGAGUUCAUUGGAGCUGACUUGGUGCGGACGGACUGCAAGCUCGAUCGGGUCUCCCAGCGCGUGAACUUUCCCCCGCAGUAUGCUACGAGUCGGCUCUUUAUCCUCAACGCUCAGCUUCCAUCGUACGGGCCGAGUUUGUGGGGAGACGGCACGUACGACGGGCCAGGGUACAGCUUGGCGCUGUACUGGAAGAUGCCAGACGACGUUGUCGAGGAGCUACAGAAGCCGACGACGACGACUUUGAAGCUGCUCAAACGCUUCUUGGAGGCUGGCCCGGACACAUCGGUGACCGACCGGUUCAAGAUCAUUGCACAAGUGGCAAACCAGGACGAGUGCGGCAUCACCGGCGUGGGCAAGAGGCUCCUGGUGAGCCAUAACGCUACACCCGUGCUGACGCGGCCCCAGCACCGCAUCUACCACUUUCGAGACGGCAAGACUGAGGUCGUUGUGGACAUGCACGCCUUCUCGUACAUGGCACGGCAAGGGAUCUACUCGCUACUGGACAAGACGUCGCGGUUGGUGAUCGACUUGGCCUUUGUGCUUCAGGGGGAAACCGACGACGAGUUGCCCGAGCAAGUGCUCGGCUGCUGUCGUCUGGACCACGUCAGUGUGCAAGAAGCAGCCGAACUGCCGUGCUGA
Molecule: messenger RNA, 3420 nt
Organism: Hyaloperonospora brassicae
Lineage: Eukaryota; Oomycota; Peronosporomycetes; Peronosporales; Peronosporaceae
Source: the annotation of a GenBank genome assembly